UGGGUGCCGAGUGUACGCUGCCUGGUUAUAUAAAUACAAAUAGGUGAAGAGGGGCAACGGAGACCUCUUGCACUUUCUUGACGGCGCACGUCGCAGCGACCAGUCCUCGCCGAGCAUCAUGGCUCGACACGCGUGUCUGUGUCUUGGUGUGUUGUUGCUCAGCUGUCUCGUGAAUGGCGAGACACGGGUUAAGCGGCAGGAGGAGGAUGGCGGAGAUGAAGUAAACGCAGAACAGUUGUGCGAUGGCCGCCCGGCUGACGAAUAUUUCCGUCUUACCACCGAAGGAGACUGCCGCGAUGUAGUCAGGUGCGACAAGGGCGGUGAGAACGGCGUGACGCGGCUCGCCUCUGUGCGCUGCCCCGGCGGUCUCGCCUUCGAUAUCGACCGUCAAACUUGUGAUUGGAAAACACAUGUUAAGAAUUGCGAUAAAAUAGAAAAACCAAGGAAAGUGUUGCCUAUCCUGAAAACGGAUGAGCCCAUCUGCCCUGAAGGAAAAUUAGCUUGCGGAAGCGGAGACUGUAUCGAGAAGGAAUUGUUCUGCAAUGGAAAACCAGACUGCAAAGACGAGUCUGACGAAAACGCCUGCACGGUCGACGUAGAUCCUAACAGAGCCCCUGACUGCGACCCCAACCAAUGUGCUCUUCCCGACUGUUUCUGCUCAGCAGAUGGUACUCGCAUCCCAGGAGGUAUUGAAGUCAACCAAGUGCCUCAAAUGAUCACCAUUACUUUCAAUGGUGCCGUAAACGUUGAUAACAUUGACUUAUACGAACAAAUAUUCAACGGAAACCGCCAUAACCCCAAUGGUUGCCAGAUUCGUGGUACAUUCUUUGUCUCGCACAAAUAUACCAACUAUGCUGCUGUACAGGAAUUACACCGUAAAGGUCACGAAAUCUCCGUAUUCUCUAUUACUCACAAGGAUGAUCCUCAAUACUGGAGCAGCGGAAGCUACGACGACUGGCUUGCUGAAAUGGCUGGUGCUCGUCUCAUUGUCGAACGAUUUGCCAACAUUACAGACUCAUCAAUUAUUGGCGUCCGUGCACCUUAUUUGAGAGUUGGUGGAAACAAGCAAUUCGAAAUGAUGGCUGACCAGUACUUUGUAUACGAUGCUUCUAUUACGGCUCCUCUUGGUCGCGUUCCCAUCUGGCCCUACACGCUGUACUUCCGUAUGCCCCAUAAAUGCAAUGGUAAUGCUCACAACUGCCCAUCUAGAAGCCACCCUGUUUGGGAAAUGGUAAUGAACGAACUGGACAGAAGAGACGACCCAACGUUUGAUGAAUCCCUUCCUGGUUGCCAUGUGGUCGAUUCCUGCUCUAACAUCCAAACCGGAGAACAGUUCGCGCGUCUUUUGCGUCACAACUUCAACCGCCACUACAGUACCAACCGUGCCCCACUAGGUUUCCACUUCCACGCUUCAUGGCUCAAGUCUAAGAAAGAGUUCAGAGAUGAACUGAUUAAAUUCAUUGAAGAGAUGUUGGAAAAGAACGACGUUUACUUCACUUCUCUCAUUCAAGUCAUUCAGUGGAUGCAGAACCCUACAGAGCUGACAUCGCUCAGAGAUUUCCAAGAAUGGAAACAGGACAAAUGUGAUGUGAAGGGACAACCUUUCUGCUCCUUACCAAAUGCGUGCCCCCUUACAACUCGCGAGUUACCAGGGGAGACUCUUCGUCUUUUCACAUGCAUGGAGUGUCCUAACAACUAUCCAUGGAUUCUGGAUCCUACGGGGGAAGGCUUCAACGUGAAGAAGUGAUCUCUUAAGAUAAAUCAAAAGACUGUACACAUGUAAAUAAUACUCAAUAAUGUUAAUAAUAAUUACAGUAAUUAUUAUGAAUGUGGCAGAGCGUCAUCUUGCAGUGAAAUUUGUUUUAAUUAGAAACAUUAAAUAAAAGUGAAAAAGUGACUACCGCUCAAGUAAUACCUACUGCCGUUACUGAAUUUUAGCAAAUAUAUAGGUAAAAACUGACGUUUCAUAAUAAUUUAGGUUAUUGCGUACCUACAGUUAUGAACAAUAAAAUUUUUAAUUUUA
Molecule: messenger RNA, 2023 nt
Organism: Helicoverpa zea (corn earworm)
Lineage: Eukaryota; Metazoa; Arthropoda; Insecta; Lepidoptera; Noctuidae
Gene: verm
Product: chitin deacetylase 1
Exons: 5
Coding region: 119-1747 (542 amino acids)
Biological process (GO): carbohydrate metabolic process
Cellular component (GO): extracellular region
Molecular function (GO): chitin binding; protein binding
Source: RefSeq, a predicted model, not a curated record